AUGAUAUUUACUCUAUUAUCAACUCUACCCGUUCUCAUUAUCACUUCAGAAUUGGACUACUCGGAAUUGGUGAAUUCGGCAGAGUUGGUAUCCUCUUCCUCUUCUUUAUCACCAUCUCAUCUCGAUCACAAGUCCUUCAAACCUCGAAAACUAAACUGCACUCGAGACACUGAUAUCAUUGAUAGACUGCUCAAUGGAACAGGAUACAACAAGUUUCGAAUUCCGCAAGAAGAAGGAAUGACUGUAGUCGUGGAGAUAUGGAUUCAAGCGAUUACGUCAAUCGAUGAGUUGACGAAUGACUUUGAUAUGGAUAUUUAUAUAACCGAGACUUGGUUGGAUCCAGCUUUGAAUUUUCAGCAUAUGAGUCCCUGUAAAGGAAAUCUUUCACUGAAUCAUCAAGUAUUGGAUAGACUGUGGACACCGAACAGUUGCUUCAUUAACAGCAAAGUGGCUCAAAUUCAUAAUUCUCCGUUCAGGAGUGUAUUCCUGAUGUUAUUCCCUAACGGAACGGUUAUGGUGAACUAUCGAGUCAGAGUGAAAGGACCUUGCAGUUUGGAUCUCUCCAAUUUCCCACUGGAUCUUCAGAAGUGUAGUUUGAUAUAUGAAAGAAGUCGAAAUGAAGUGGUCAGAUGCAGAAUAUCCGGUUUUCAAUUUAUAAAAAUCGUGUUACCUGACUUUGAUUUGUUCGAAAUUCAAACGGAAAGGAAGCAAGAGAACUACCCAGCGGGAAUGUGGGACGAGUUGCAUGUGACAAUAAUAUUUGAAAGACGAUUCAUUUGGUAUUUCAUGCAAGCAUAUCUACCAACUUACUUGACUAUUUUUAUUAGUUGGGUAUCAUUUGCUCUCGGCUCGCGAGCCAUUCCAGCUCGAACGAUGCUCGGUGUCAACAGUCUUCUGGCAAUUGUUUUUCAAUUUGGAAAUAUUAUGAGAAACUUACCAAGAGUUUCGUAUAUCAAAGGGAUUGACGUUUGGAUGUUGGUAUCGAUGACAUUCAUUUUUUGUUCUCUUCUGGAAUUGGCGAUUGUCGGAUUUAUGGUUCGAGAUGAGACAGUGGCGAAGAAGAAGAAUCAGCAGAAGAAGAUCUCGGGAAAUCCAUCGCGUGAAGAAUCUCCCCACGGCAUCAUCUCCGAACGUCGUUUCAUGUUUCCUCCCGGAUGCACCGAAUCUUCAAAAUCUCUGAAUUCGUGUGGAACGGGAUGUUGGACACCAGAACGCAUCGAUUCGAUAUCCAGUGUCAUGUUCCCACUCACUUUCUUUGUUUUUAAUGUAAGAUAA
Molecule: messenger RNA, 1275 nt
Organism: Caenorhabditis briggsae
Lineage: Eukaryota; Metazoa; Nematoda; Chromadorea; Rhabditida; Rhabditidae
Gene: Cbr-acc-2
Product: Protein CBR-ACC-2
Exons: 11
Coding region: 1-1275 (424 amino acids)
Biological process (GO): signal transduction; chemical synaptic transmission; chloride transmembrane transport
Cellular component (GO): neuron projection; membrane; synapse
Molecular function (GO): transmembrane signaling receptor activity; neurotransmitter receptor activity; chloride channel activity
Source: RefSeq, a predicted model, not a curated record